GAGACAAAAGGCAAAAUGUUCUGCCAGAGUUAUUUCAGUGUUUUUGUUUCAUGCAUGCUCCUCAUGAUCAUCCAGCCAGGUCAUGGUUCUGAGAUUAUUGGGGGGACAGAAGUCAAGCCACACUCGUUGCCUUUCAUGGCCUUUUUUGUAGGUGUACAAUCUUUGUGUGGCAGGACAUUAAUCCAUCCACAAUGGGUCCUGACAGCCGCCCACUGCAAUGAUAUGAUUCUAGUGAUACUGGGAGUGCACUCCCGCAGGAAAGUGGAAGUUGAUUCUUGGCAGGUCAGAGUGGUUGAGAAACAAUUUCCUCAUCCUGGCUAUCAUGAAGUAACCAAGGUCAAUGACCUCAUGUUGCUCAAGGGGGAUUCAGGAGGGCCACUGUUGUGCAAUGGGGUGCUGGUUGGAGCUACUUCUUUUGGAAUCCCGUGUAAGAGUAAAGAGAACGUACCGGGAGUCUACGCAUUCAGCUCAAACAAACAACUCAACUGGAUCAAAGAAACAAUGAAGUCAUAUGAAAUGCCAUGAAUCCACAGGCAUCAAUACAUAUGAGCUAAGCAAGCCAAAAAUCUUUGAUGCUUUUAUGCUUAAUCUGUCACUGCUUUCACCAUAGAGACUACACAUAUAUGAUAUCAGCCAUCUCAUGGUUAGUACUAUCCACUGCAGAAACAUAAAACCAGAUCCUCUUUGUAGCCUUUCUCUUGGA
This is a messenger RNA of Oreochromis niloticus (Nile tilapia), 703 nucleotides long. Its product is annotated as chymase. Gene Ontology annotation, biological process: proteolysis. Gene Ontology annotation, molecular function: serine-type endopeptidase activity. The record is from RefSeq and is a predicted model, not a curated record. The transcript is spliced from 4 exons. The coding region runs from base 16 to 525 and encodes 169 amino acids. NCBI's taxonomy places the organism in Eukaryota, Metazoa, Chordata, Actinopteri, Cichliformes, Cichlidae.